CAAAGAAUAAAGUAUUUAACAAGAGAAAUCGAGAAUAUCAAGAGUUACUUGCUCAAAUCAAUUAUGCUCUUAUAUUGAAUGAAAGUGAAGAGUUGAUCAAUUUAAUUCAUUGUAAAUAUAGUCAAGAAAAUCGUCUAAAAAAGUAUCACUCUGAUAAUCUUAAUAAUUUACUCAAAUACUAUAAAAUAGAAGUUAUUGAUUUUAAAUAUCAACAACUAGUUAAAAAUUAUUCAGUAUUAGAAGUUCUUUUGGACGAAGUAGAAGAACAUGGAAUUGAAAGUUAG
Messenger RNA from Funneliformis geosporum, 284 nucleotides. The record is from the annotation of a GenBank genome assembly. Lineage: Eukaryota; Fungi; Glomeromycota; Glomeromycetes; Glomerales; Glomeraceae.